Aspergillus homomorphus CBS 101889 is the source of this 362-nucleotide messenger RNA. RefSeq lists its product as uncharacterized. NCBI's taxonomy places the organism in Eukaryota, Fungi, Ascomycota, Eurotiomycetes, Eurotiales, Aspergillaceae. Bases 83 to 307 code for a protein of 74 amino acids. The transcript has a single exon. The record is from RefSeq and is a predicted model, not a curated record.
GAGAGAUGGGGCAUUGUCCGGUAUCUGGUGAUAAUGAUCUUUCUCGCGUGUUUUCUGUUCCCCUUCCCGCCAUGAUGAACGAAUGUAUAUCUUACUAUUUAUGUCCUGCGGUGUUUUUUGUAAAUACCCCCUUUGCUAUGCAGCGUGCAGAAAAGUUGUCCUUUACUGUUUUGUGUCUCAAGCUACCACUUUUGUACUGCGUGCUUGCACCAAGGGUGCAUGUUUGAUUACAUCUUUGCCAUGGAUAUGUACUUUUGCUCUAAGCGUCCAUCCCGUCGGGAACUUCCUGGUGCAUUGUUCUUCCUAGGUUUUCCGAAGCAGCCAGUAAUAAUACUUCUGUCUAGGAAGUAUGCAAAGGGUAC